AUGAUUGGUUCAGACAUGUGGAGGAGACCUGGGAAGCCGCCCAUGGUCACCUCCAGCAGGCCGCGCUGCGCCAAAAGACCACCGCACCCUCAUCACCCAGCCCUCAGCCCCCAGCAAUCAUCACCAAGCCCUCCUCACCCAGCCCUCAGCCCUCUCCCUCUAAGCCCUCAGCCCCCAGCAAUCAUCACCCAACCCUCAUCACCCAGCCCUCAUCACCCAGCCCUCAUCACCCAGCCCUUAGCCUCCAGCCCUCAUCACCCAGCCCUCAGCCCCCAGCAAUCAUCACCCAAACCUCAUCACCCAGCCUUCAUCACCCAGCCCUCAUCACCCAGCCCUCAGCCCCCAGCAAUCAUCACCCAACCCUCAUCACCCAGCCCUCAUAACCCAGCCCUUAGCCCCCAGCCCUCAUCACCCAGCCCUCAUAACCCAGCCCUUAGCCACCAGCCCUCAUCACCCAGCCCUCAGCCCCCAGCCCUCAGCCCUCUCCCUCUCAGCCAUCAGCCAUCAUCAAUAGCCCCUGAUCUCCCAAGCCCUCAGCCACCAACUCCCAGCAGUAAUCCCAACAGUGAACCCAGACCUCAGCCUCCCAGCAGUAAUCCCAACAGUAAAACCAGUCCUCAGCCUCCCAGCAGUAAUCCCACCAGUAAAACCAGUCCUCAGCCUCCCAGCAGUAAUCCCACCAGUAAAACCAGUCCCCAGCCUCCCAGCAGUAAUCCCACCAGUAAAACCAGUCCUCAGCCUCCCAGCAGUAAUCCCAACAGUUAA
Salvelinus fontinalis (brook trout) is the source of this 765-nucleotide messenger RNA. RefSeq lists its product as uncharacterized. Lineage: Eukaryota; Metazoa; Chordata; Actinopteri; Salmoniformes; Salmonidae. The transcript has 3 exons. The record is from RefSeq and is a predicted model, not a curated record. Bases 1 to 765 code for a protein of 254 amino acids.